Gracilinanus agilis (Agile Gracile Mouse Opossum) is the source of this 1233-nucleotide messenger RNA. Its product is annotated as nuclear factor erythroid 2-related factor 3-like. Gene Ontology annotation, biological process: regulation of transcription by RNA polymerase II. The annotation marks the transcript as partial. The transcript is spliced from 4 exons. The record is from RefSeq and is a predicted model, not a curated record. Gene Ontology annotation, cellular component: nucleus. Gene Ontology annotation, molecular function: DNA-binding transcription factor activity, RNA polymerase II-specific; RNA polymerase II cis-regulatory region sequence-specific DNA binding. Lineage: Eukaryota; Metazoa; Chordata; Mammalia; Didelphimorphia; Didelphidae.
AACGAUGGGGAUGAGCCUGACCCAGCCUUGGCUCUGGAAGACAUCUUCCAUUGGAUGGCACCCCACAUGGAGAAUUCCCUGGAGGGCAUCCCUGACUGCCCUGGGCAUCCUGGCGCCGGGCUGCUCCUGGGCUCCUCUGCAGGAGAAAGAUGGCAGGACUUCUUGUCCCUGCCAGAGCCACUGCCAGUGGUGCCCCUGGCCAGCAACAGUGUGGACUCCGCUGGGCCCUACAGGGUGAACCUCAGCCGGGCCAUCAGCCAAGAUGUGAGCCUCGGAGAGGCCGUGCUAUGGGGUACUGAGGCCCCCGGGAGGGCCCCAGGAGCCUGGUCACCGCCUGAGCCCGAGGGGGCCGAGGCCAGGGCCCCGGACCUGCUCUUCGACCUGGACGAGAUCAGCCUCCUGUCGCUGGCCCUGGAGGAGGGCUUCGAGCCCAUCGCGGUGCCCCAGCUCUUUGAGGAGGCGGAUUCCGAUUCAGGCCUCUCCCUGGACUCGAGCCGCAGCAGCGCAUCAGGGGCCAGCAGAGGCUGCUCGGCUUCCCCAGAGGAGGACGAGGGGGCGGGGCCGCGGGGGGCCGCGGGGGGCCACGUGCUCCACGUGCUCCACAAUCACACCUACUACCUCCCGACGAGGCCCCACGGAGCCGAGGCUCGGCAUCCGGCUCACUGUUCGGGCCUCCCUUUCUCCCCGGAGGAGAUCACCAGCAUGCCAGUGGAGUCCUUCAACAGCGUGCUGGCGGGCAGCCGCCUGAGCGCAGAGGAAGCAGCGCUGCUCAGAGACGUGCGCCGCAGGGGCAAAAACAAGGUGGCUGCCCAGAACUGCCGCCAGCGCAAGCUGGAGGUGCUCCUGAGCCUGGAGCGCGACGUGGGCGCCCUGCGGGCUCAGAGGGAUGGCCUGAGGCGGGAGGCUGCGCACUGCCACAAGGCCCUGGGCCUGCUGCGCCGCCAGCUCCACUCGUUGGCCCGGGACAUCUUCGGCCGGCUGCGGGAUGAGCAGGGGCGGCCGGUGGACCCCGACCUGUACGCCCUGCGCUGCAGCCGCGACGGCAGCGUCCUGGUCGUACCCAAAGAGCUGACCGCCUCCGGCCUCCGCAGAGAGAACCCUAAAGAGAAGGGGGGCAAGCAGUGGCCACCCGGCUGCCGGUGGAAUGGACCCAACUCCCUCGAGGCUCGCUACGGGGCCACCAUCUUGGUUUUCAGUGCGUAUCCGCAGGGGCUCUCAAAGGAGGAUUCCCGA